Molecule: messenger RNA, 12382 nt
Organism: Paramuricea clavata
Lineage: Eukaryota; Metazoa; Cnidaria; Anthozoa; Malacalcyonacea; Plexauridae
Source: the annotation of a GenBank genome assembly
GUCCGUUGUGUGCCUAAAAAAACUCGAAAGCUUCUAAAGUCGAUGCAUUUUUAGCUUAGGUUAUUUUAAAUCUUGAAAACGACUUGUUUUUGCAUUCUAGUUUAUGUUUGGCGGUCGGGCAAAGUCAUUAACAUAAACUUUGUGGUAUAUAUUUGAAAUGCAAAAUUCAUAAAUAUUUAACAAGGUAAAAUUUCGGAGUGAAUUUUCCUGACGAACCGAGAGGAUUCUAUACGCGAGGGGCUUCGAAGGGGCUUCGAGGUAGUUUCGUUAGUUCGUCUGAAGAAAUAUUCCUUCAACUUGAUUACAAAGAAUACAAUAUCAUAUUAAAACAAAGGUAGCAUUGCAGAGGGAACGAUUUCCGACAGAACCGUUAUGAAUUCGUGGAUAGUUCUUGGCUUGCUGGCCUAUUCUAUUUCAACGGCGUAUUCGGCAAAUAACACAGGUAGGAACGAUUAUUUUGUAUAUAUUUAGCCUAAGUAUAAAGCAUUUUUAAACUUGAGUAAUUAUAGAUUUGCCGUACACAUUUUGACAGCGUUUCGGAGCAUAUUCUUUUGUCUUCAUAUGACUAAUUUAAAACUGAACUUAAAAGAUUAUUAUCAUGAAAAGUUUAGACGGGGUCUUUGAAAAUGAUUGGUUUGUGUUUUUGAAAGGGUUUUGAAGCAAGGAACCUUAUGCAUGUUACUUAAAGAGUGAAUAUUGCUGGCACCUUUAAAUAACUGCUUUAGAGAUCAUUCGCCAAGAUUAUUUCUUGAGUAUAAUUAUGGAAUAAGAAUUAAGGGUUUGUAUAAGACAAGUGGAUGUUACACAUUUGUAUAUAGAGUAUAAUAUAGAAUUGUCAGAUAUACUUUUAAUAUUACACAGGGUCAUAUACAAUGUUAAGACACUUCGUUGUUGGUCACUAUAGGAGCGCAAGCGAAGUAGUAUAUAUCGCUCAACUAGCACUGACGCAUACAAAGUCGCAAAUUAGUGGAACAACUUAAAUAUUUUACCAUUUAUCAUAGCUAGCAAGUUUAUAAUGUAAUGAAAUGACUAUAGCUCUGCAUGGGUAAAAUUAAGUUGCAGCUAUAUAGAUCUUUCCGAGUUUAGAACACAUAAACAACUAAGACAAAUAAGGCAAUGAAUAUAUAUAUAUAUAUAUAUAUAUAUAUAUAUAUAUAUAUAUAUAUAUAUAUAUAUAUAUAUAUAUAUAUAUAUAUAUAUAUAUAUAUAUAUAUAUAUAUAUAUAUAUAUAUAUAUAUAUAUAUAUAUAUAUAUAUGUACAUAAGCAAACUAAAGCAAAUUAACAUUUUACUCAAUACCUCUGCUCAGAGAAACUACGGUAACUUUGGGAUUGAAGACUUUUUCAAUAGCAAAUCUAUCGAGUUGGAUGCGUGAAAUGGCAAGAUAUUUCGCUAGAUAUUUAUUUGCGUAUUUCUUUCGCUAACAGGUAACCGUUACACCACUGACUGAAAAUGCAUCGUUUUUAUGCAAGCUGCCAGAGUUUUGACUAACUUUAGAGUUAAAUAUACAUUUGCGAGAUCGGAAAAAUUGUACAUGAAAAGAGUUUAGUUCAAUGUCAGGACUCUAAUUCGUCGAAAUUUUAGUGGAGGCGAGGAGGGUGGUUUUGUUCUGAAUACGGACUAGCUUCCUCAGACAGGAUUUUAACCUGAGGCGGAAAGCGAAUUAAUUUGCCGUAUCAAAUAUUCUCUCUUUAAUAUCGUAUUUUCAGAAAAUGACUUAUCUUCCUGACACAAAGUUUAGCGAGUCUGGCAAAUACAAACGGUACCAUGCGCUCAUACAGCAACAAAAGCAUUUUUACACUCGAAGACAAAGGCGACUAUAAAUCGUAUUCCUAGCUUGAACAUUCUAUAGUGCGCCGUUCAACUGCUGCGUUUAUUUAUGUCAUUUUCACGGUUCGUAACCACAUCAACAGUUCAGUAAAAUGUUCGAACUCUUUUUGGGUGUUUUAUAAGAAAGAUAAGUACCUUUAAGAGGCGUGCAUGUGGUUUAGUAAUACAUGUUUCGGCUCGAUAAAAAUGUAAGUCAAAUUUCCGUUAUUUGACGGUUGCAAAACUCGCUAUCUGACGACUAUUAAAACAAAUGUUUGACUGACAAAUGGUUGAAAAUGAUUUUUUUGUGUACAUAGCGAUCUUUAUAUAUUUCUUAUAGUAUCGACUAAUGGACUUGUCUUGAUGAUUGAAAAAUAAUUGACGCUUUUCAGUCAGAAAGAGUGAAAUAUUUUCAGGAAAGCACACUAAAAGUUUGAUUUGACAUGCAUGGCGAUCCAGCUAAAAUAAACCACGUCAUAUUAAUAUGCUCCCCAAUUUAAUUUAUGCGCGCCCAUCUUCAGAUUAAUAUUAACAAACUUGCAAUUAUUUCAUAAAAAAACACGCGAUAGAUUCGCUUUAUAUCAGUGGAGUGCGCAUAUACCAUGCAUUUCAAAACAGUUGACAAAUCUAUAGAAAGACCGGUGCAUGUACAUAUAUACUAUAGAAAUUUAUUAACCCGUGUAUAUUAAUGACAACUAAUGUCACGAAAGGAAAAUUUAUAAACCAAUGUGUUUUGCGUCAGUAGUUAAUAUUCAUUUGUCAAUAUUAAGCGUCAUGCAGCCUCGCUUAGAAAACGUUCAACAUCGGUAGAAAAAUAUUUGGAAAUAUUAUGUCUCACUCAUAACGACCUGCAUGAAAAGUUGCAGAACACAAGAUUUUUAAAAAAAAGAAUUAAUGAAGAUAUAACGCAAAAAGCAAUUAUAUAUCUUUACAAUCAUGUACGUCAAUAUUAAGUAGGCCGCUAUAUAAGUGAGAUUCCCCUAUAUGGAAACCCUUAAACACCGGUUACAGCUAUAAUAUUAGAAAUGUUAUGAAACGUUAAAGUGGAUGGAACAUUUACGAAGUUUUUCAUAAAAAUGAGUUAAGAGAGAUCUAGCUCGAACAGUUAUAUGUUUCCCUCGGGCAACUUCGAAACCACGCCGGCAGCUAUAUAAAUAGCAACCUUUAUAAUGCGACGAAUUAAUAUAUUCGAAAUAAAAUGUCACGAAUAUAGUCAAACUGCACGCGUUGAACGCUGUUUUUGACUGCACAAUGAUAGUAAAAGAACGCACUGAUGAAAAAAGCGAUAUAGUAUUUGCGUACUGCGUUUGAGAAACAUUGUGUCAUAGCAACACUGAAUUACGUGCAGUGUUAAUGAAUGGCAUAUAGUGACCUGUAGUUAGUUAGUGCAUCUGCCUUUCGGCAUCACGUUUACUAUACGGGUUUGGUUCCCUUGGUUCCAGAAGUUUAUAUUCAUGGUACAUAGUGUUAGCAACGGUAAAGUAAAAAUAAACCUCGGGUUGAAAGCCACAAUGGGUGAGUUCCAGCUAUAAACUAAUACAUUUUGACCAAGGCAAGAAGAACGAAAUCCAACACCACAGCUAGAAAGAGCAUCUUAGAAUGAGUAAAACUGCAAAGAUUGGUUGUAAAAUGUUGUAAAAUGAAGAAAAUAUAGCCCUGCGAAAUUCGAAAAUUUUGUAUAUAUUUGUAUUACGCGGGGUAAAAAUAACCACUUUUGGCUCAAAAAUGGUUAUUUUUCCCGCGCGUAAUGCAAAUAUAUACAAAAUUUGCUAACUUCACAGAGCUAUAUUGUCCUGAUUUUACAACAAUUCGCAACCAAACUUUGCAAUUUUACUCAUUUGAAGAUGCUCUUUCCAGCUAUGGUAAUGGAUUUCGUGUCUAGAUCAAAAUUUCGUCUAUAACUGGAAGCCUGGAAUCAUCCAUUGGUUGAUCUCACCGCGCCUCCUGAUUGGAUGAUUACAAAAAGUUCUCGUUGAUUCAGUUCAAAACUUGUGUGUUCUGAUUGGUUGAUUGUCAAUUGGAUGUCGUUGCACCAUAUCGAGGUUAUUGCCGCUUUGAACCAGAGGUAUAUUUUCCUUUCGCCUUUUCUAUAACAUUUAUAUAAGCAAUCAAAAUAAACUUCUGCAUGGAAACAAGCUUCGGUAAAACAUUUUGAAAUCCUGACUUAUCCUGACAAUAUACUUAACCAUCCAAAUAUCUGAAUUUCGAUACAAAAUUGUAGAUCUAAAAUCAUGCAUUACAAACAAAAUUAUUUGCUUAUCAAACGAAGACAAAUAUAAAAAAAAUUGUAAAAUACAUUGCAUUACAAGAUGUACAAACUCCUUGUCGGUCAUAUUUCCUUUGUCAUUUCUUAUGAAUUAUUAAUAACUGAACUACAAAUUCCUCCAACAGUUGAGCCCAGACCCGCCUUCUGUCUCCAUUCAACGCUAAAAGCACAAUGGUGGAGUAUCCCACCCUACAUCUACCGAGAUAAAGCCGGCAACAUUAAAGGCAUCUUCAAAGAAGUUUUGGACGAUAUCAUCUUUCAAUGCUGCAAAAGUCACACAAACAUCACGUACGAAAAAAAUCCACUCAACGACUCCGAAGUUGUGAAGGACCAUAUUGGGGAAAAUGGAACGGUGUUUAGUUUUCCAGUCUACGGCGAAAUGAAAGAUACAACAUUCCAGAAUUUCCCUUACAUGCCUGUGGUGGAAGCACCGGGAGUGGUGUUUAUAAUGACGAAUGAGGACUCGGCUAACGCAGCUCAAGCUGUCAUGGACGCAGUGUUUCAAGGCUGGCCCGUUUUGGUGCUCACAUUGGUUAUGGCUGCACUGUCUGGCAUCAUCAUUUGGGCGUUGGUAAGGAGUCAUUGUUUCUAAUACAAGUAAACAAUCACAAGUCUGAGUCCAUAAUUUGCUCUGUUCACAGUGGCGUAACGCUCAUUGGGUAGGAUUAGUUCAAAAACUAAGGGCUCCCGACAGUUAGGGGGCCCCAUCAGCGAUGACCUAUCGCCCAGUAAAUUAGAAAACGUAAAAAAUGCAGGGGUAAGAAUCAAUAAAAAAAUGCAAAAUUCACCGAUAAUGCUAAAUAAUAAAGCCUCCAUCGACAACGGUAGCUGAUUUUUUUAUUCCAUCUCAAAUAAAGCAAAAGUUAAUAUAUCACUAUUAGUUGUUACAUGUGUUGGAGACUGUUGUUGCUGUUGUUGCUGUUGUUGUUGCUGUUGUUGUUGCUGUUGUUGUUGUUGCUGUUGUUGUUGCUGUUGUUGCUGUUGUUGUUGUUGUUGCUGCUGUUGCUGUUGUUGCUGUUGCUGCUGUUGUUGCUGUUGUUGCUGCUGCUGCUGUUGUUGUUGCUGUUGUUGUUGUUGCUGUUGCUGCUGCUGUUGUUGUUGUUGUUGUUGUUGUUGUUGACACGGAAUUUUCCCGAACAUUCUAUAAAUAUUCAAUAUGGAACAAAAUUUCUGAAGAGUUUAGGGAAGGAAUCCAAGGCCAAAUAACUAGUUGUAAUUUGUACUUGUGUAGUUCAUCAAUACCAAGAAAAUUGCUUUUGUCAUUCAAUCCCUGGCUUCUGAGAGUCAACAGAACAGAGUAGUAAAUUAGCUUUCUAUGAAAGAGUUGUUUCAACCGAUUUGACAGCUGAGCUUCUUCAAAUUAUAAGAUUCCAAAACAACAUAGCCUUACAAAACAAGAGGAUCAAUACUAAUACAGGCCCAUCACAAUAUAUGCUAUGGGCAGAAAUGAAAUCAAAACAUAACAUACUUUUUCCUUGACCAUUAUGUACUCAUGAAACAAUCUUCAUUUCUUCAGGACACCUACUGGAAUCCAGAGGAGUUUCCUCCGUCGUUUUUCCAAGGAGCCUGGGAAGGAUUCUGGUGGGCUUUCGUUUCCAUGACAACAGUAGGGUAAGUAUAUCAGAAGUACUAUAGAAAGCGAUAACAAGAUUGCGCUCUGCAAGCGUUUGAUACGUGACGAUCACAGAUGUUUGAAUGGAACUUUCUCAGUUCUUACGCAAUGAAGAAGAAGUGUUCAGAAAUACGAACAGCAAAAAGAAGGAUAGCAGCGAGAGGGAAUGAACUUGCUAUUAAACACCACAACUGCUAUAGAGCCUAAUUAAUGAACUGCCCCAAAAACAGAAUGAAGACUGUUUAAAGGACAUUAAUUUUGUCCAACACCGUCCAAACGCAACGAGCCUCAGUCCAACACAUAGUGAUAAAAAAAUCCAAAACAAUUUGCGUGUGCAUAUAUAUAGUCUAUACGGCUCAGCUUGUAUUUUUGAUUUGAUGAAAUGUUUGAUUUUUUCUCCUAGAUAUGGUGACCGCUCGCCUCGUUCAUUCUUUGCUCGCGCAUUCUCUUUUGUUUGGAUCAUGAUUGGUCUCGUCAUUAUCUCAAUCUUCACUGCAACCGUUACAACGUCAUUGACCGCCAUUAGUUUGAGCAACGAAAUCAAACUCUAUGGAUCUGAUGUAAGUUCGUGUAUAUUAUACUGAGAAGGCAGGUUUCAGGUAGUAGCAGAAACCUGUAUAGGCAAAAUUAAGCCCUAGUCAAACAGAAAUGAGAGUUGGCGAGCGAGAGUUUGCAUGAGAGUUGACGAGAGGUCCACGGCUAAAAACGCACAGGUUGUUCCAAGUUGAUAUCGACAGGCGUGAACUAUGAACAAGUUGCCAACCAUGCUGUUCCAAGUUGUUACAGUUGAACAAUGCUGUAACAACAUGUUGACAAUACUGUUCAUAGCGGUGGGCCGCACAACCUUGUUCACGCCUGUUGAUAUCAACCUGGAACAAGUUGUUGAUUUUCUCAAUUUUUACGCGUGUCAUGAGCGUUGGUGAUGAAACGUGACAGCGGUUUGCAACUCUCAUCAACUCAGUCUCAUUCUUAUAUAUUUCAGUUUAGAAAUUAUAUAUGGCGCCCAUUUCUUAGAGACAUGGUAAAUAUCUCCCUUAUACGAGAACAAUUCAUUCAUAAAUAGCUGCAAUAUUCAACUUUAUAAAAUAACCUUUUAAUAACGCCUGCGCUGAUUGGUUGAAAAGCGAAAAAUCCCGUGUUUCUAUAACGCUAUAGAACACGGGAAUUUUCCACGAACCUCAAAACAACACUAAAACAAACGUUUUCGCCUGAAAUAUCGAUUAAAAAUCUUCGUCAACCUGAAAUUUUGUUAAACAAGCAAUGGAAAACACUCACCAAACGUUUUUUCGCUUUAAAUUUUCUUGAAAUCAACUUUUUCAGCGUGUUUUUUCCCAUAAUUUUGCAGUCGGCAAAACUGAAAAUUGAUGCCGGUAUUGUUGCUAGGCAACAUUUUCUUGUUAUUGUGUAAUGAGAAUAUACUUUUUAAUCGCGUUAAAAAUAUUGUUUUUGUGUUAUUAUCACAAGGUUAUUUAAUAAAGGAAAUAGAAAACAUUUUUUCCUGUGUUUCUAUAGAGUUAUAGAAACACUUGUGCUAGUUUGGCAGAACUCGAAAUAACGUGGAAACACUCGCACUACGUGCUCGUGUUCCCACUGAUUAUUUCCCGUUCUCCCAAACUAGCACGCGUGUUUCUAUAGUCUAUAGAAACACCACGGAAAAUGUUUUCUAUUUCUUAAAUACUAGCUAAGCUUGAAACUUGUACUCCCAUUAAGCUUUGCGCGCUUACAGUUUAAGGUUCAGAGAUUAAGGUUUGCAAAGGACAACCUUUUCAAAAUUGGCUGUAUAUACCACCUUUCAAACCCUCAAUCGAACCUCAUUCUAUAAAUAACUCAAUCUACUACAAUUACUCCAUUUCUGAAGAUCAAACUAUCAUGUCGAACCCGUUUGUAUUAGGUUGUCGCUCUCAAAAACACGGAAGAGCAAAGAUUUGGAGUUCGAAAUAACGCUAAAGUUGGAGGUAGGUUUAACAUUUUCCUUCGCGGCAAACUUCUGGCAAAACAAUCAUGCAGCAACUAUGCGGUAAUUAUCAUUUCAAAACUCGUAUCCCUUACCGAUCCGCAGCGCGCAGCAGUGCAAAGUAGCCUCAUGAUGUAUAUAUAAUAGAAGAGAUAUAUGGUACUGUAGCAUUGAAAAAUCUACUUACCAGUAAUUCCUGAUUUUUCAUUGUUUAUUUGGCAAAGGAGGCACCUAGUAAGAAAAUAGAGAACUGCGUCAUCAUUUAGGAAAACAAGUUAUUUUACGCGCACAAACCUCAACAGGUUAUUGCAGAACACUAGCGGGCUUCAACCAAGCGGCGUUUUGGUCAACGCCGUUCAAGGAACAACUCCGGCCGCUCGUAAACUGACUCAUCUAACCACUAAACACGCUAGGAGCCAUGACUACAUUCUGUCUUUGCAAAUUUUGAGAGAGAUUUGAAUGAUCAGUAAUUUAGUACCAAAACGGACAGUUCAGUCGAGAAUUUGAAACUUCGAUAGAUUCUUUAAUUAAAUUAAGUCAAACUGGAUGUUCUCAAACUUUACUCAUCUGUACGCCCAAUGCAACUGCAAAUGGCUGCUGUAUUGGUUUGGUGCUAUCUAACUAUCUUUUGUAAAAUAUUAGCUUUCCUAAUAUGUCAAACAGUAGUUAACAAUUAGGCCAAGAUGGUAUGGGCCGAGUUGGUUACUGGGCCGAGUUGACCAGCUUCCCAUAAGCUCACUAUUGCCUUCACUGGACCCCCACAUGUUGAGAUAUAUUUGAUGUAAUAUUUCCAAUCCGACUAUGAGGACUGGACUAGAUUUCAAGUGCGCGCAAUUUGAUCAAGUCUGAGGCGAAGCCGAGGAUUGGAUCAAAAUGCGAGGACUUGAAAUCUAGUCCAGUCCGAAAUGGAGGAUUUGAAAUGACUUUUCAUACGAAUAAAUCACCGACACUACUUAAAGAUGAUGUCCACUCAUGUGCGCAUGCGCGAACUUUGUUUACGUUUUGAACUGCUAUUUUUGUAAAAUAUGAUAUACUAACUAACUGAAUAUCAUAUCUAACACUUUUCUGGUUCGCUAUGCUUGUGAAUGAAUAUAAACUCUAUGUUUUAAUUCAAAAAAGUUGGAAAGAUGCAAAAUUUGGGCAAUGUUUAUAUCUGGGGGUCCCCCUUUGUUAUGAGCAGAACUGAUGCGCAGAACGGAGUGGAAAUCAUGUAUAAAGUGAGGUGAAUUCAUUUUGAUCCAGUCCAAGGACUGAACUAAUUUCGACCAGUCCUAGGACUGUAACAAUAUACUUCACCAAGGAUCCAGUAUUAUCAUGUGACCAAAAUAAAGUAAUACGGCUGGAGUUUGAGAUGAAUUAAUGGACCAUUCCCCAUUUAAUUAACCAAAAUUUUGAUCUCAACAAGUCUAGACAAAAUUCCAUCACAGCAUGGAAGAGCAUCACAAAAUUAAUAGUAAUAUUCCAAAGUUUCGUUGCAAAAUGUUGUAAAAUGCGGAUAAUAUAGCCUUGCGAAGUUUGUAAUUUUCAGUCAUUUUGUAUUACGCACAGAAGUGGUAACCAUUUCCCGCUUGUACUCUAAAAUGACUGAAAAUUGCAAACUUCGCAAGGCUAUAUUAUCCGCAUUUUACAACAUUUUGCAACGAAACUUUGGAAUAUUACUAAUUUUGUGAUGCUCUUUCAAGCUGUGAUGAAAUUUUUGUCUAUAGACUUGCUGAGUUCAAAAUUUUGGUUAAUUGGGGAAUGGUCCAUUAAGCAUUCCUAUAACCACUCCCAUUUCAUUUAGUUCGUCACACAGUGGAACAGAUGAAGAAUGCUAUUAUCAAUAAAGAGGAUGACACCAUAGGAGGCUUGCUCGACAGUUACGUCGCGGGGUACUGGGCACAAAACACAGACAACCUCGAAACACCGCUGGCCGACCCACAGCUACGCGUGGGCACAGUUUUUGACCAUCAGUUUGCAUAUGGGUUUGUGAUCGCGUCCGACGAGUAUAAAAACAAUGAAGAAUUCGAAAAAUGCACGCGAAAGAAACUGAACAGCAUGGAGACUAAAAUUACAAAGAUUAUACAGCAGGAUGCCAAGACGAUGGAGGUAGGACAAAAUUAUUGUACAAAGGCUCAAUUCCACUCAGGAAAAUUUUCCGCAGAAAGAAAAUUUUGUACAAUGUGACUGGUCGACACAAAUCUUCCGUGAAAAAAAAUUUUCAAGUUGAAAAUUCUCAACUUUUAACAAUAACAUUUUCGGAAAAUUUUCUGCGCGUGGAAAUUUUUCUUGAGUGGAAAUGGGUCUUGAGAGAGAGAACUACGGAAAAUUGAACCAUUUGAAACUUUCGUUGUGUGUCCAUGAAUGCCUUCUGUUACUACAGGAGGAAACAGGCCGUUACCGGAAGAAAACUAGGGGGACUGAGGUGAAAUUAUAAUCAGAUAACUGCAUACUGCUACUUUCACAUCAAGGUGAAAGGGAUAUGGACUGUACAGUCUUUCUUACCUAAUAAAAUCUCCCUUAAGGCGACUCUCUAGGGUUUUAUCCCCGGGGUUACAUUCUUCGUAUAUAUGUAAAAUAUCAUAUCGCGUGUAACUUGUGUGAUUUCAAAGUACGAACGAACGUUCUGUUUUAUAUGGAACUCUUUCUUAAAACAACUGCGUGAAGUUUGCUUUAGUUAAAAGCGUAAAAAGAAUUCUAAAAUUCACAACGAUACUUGGACGCGAUGUUUCAGAAAAAGAUAAUGCAAAUUUGUUUUUUCAAGCGGUAUUCUUGGACGUUUUUAACCGCCGUACGCGAGGAUCGCACCGCGAGCAUUGGGAUAUGAACCCGUAGGGAGUCACCUUAACUGCGUUCAUUGUUUCGAAUUAGGAAUCUGGGGACAGUGCGGCAGUGCAAAAGACACAGAAUCUUUUCGACGCAGAAUCUCCGAUAUUUCAAAAGGCAAUAUUCUGUUCGCUUGGCUUGGUCGCAGGAUUGACUCUGUUGGGUUUGAUCUGGGAAUACGCGUACUGGAGACCACGGCAGCCAAAACCAAAGACCACAGGUGGGUAAAACUGGGGAACUAGAAGGGGGAAUCUCGAUGCCAGGGGGGUUUUCAGGAUCUUUUCCUGGGUCCGUUUUUGCAAAGACGAUUGAGUUUACCUAAUCAGCUUGGGGUCUUGGGCGGCUGUCUAACCCCCCCCCCCCUCCCCCGCCCCAUUUCCGAUGGAGAGGGAAGGGUGGCACUUGGGCUAUCUAUUAAUUGACUAAUUGACUGAUCAAUCGAUUCAUGAAUACGAAUACACUAUUCAACAAUUGGCUGAGUGGCAAACCGAGUCAUCAACUGAUUGUGCAAUAACUGUCUGCUUGAUUAAUUGAUUGUAUUACACGAUAUUAUACUGACUGGCUGAACGACUGAUUGAUUGUAUGGUCUUACGAUUAUCUGACUGAUUGAUUAUAUCAAUCGAUUGAUCGUCUGACUGACUGAUUGAUUGUACAAUUGUUUUACUUCACGGUUGAUUUAAUUGAUUGCGUGAUCAUAUUAUAAUUGUAUCGAUGUAUGUUUGACUGUCUGAUUGCUAUCCAGAUACGGAUUUAUUGAUAAAUAGAUAAGGAUUAAGGAAUCUCUUCUGUCCAAUUCUAGAAGUGGAGAGGGUGAUCACACCUCACACAUCUUACGAAGAGUUGGUUUCUCAACAAAGUGCAGAGAUAGAAGAAAUCAUGAGAUGCGAAGUACAACGCUUCUACGACUCCUGGAACAAGAAGCUGGAAGAUCUUAAAUAUCGCAACAACAAGCUGCGAAGCGAUGAGAAACUCGAGGAAGACCAUCACGAAACGUUCGGCGAAGACAAACAGAGACUGAGCGAUCUAGAAGCGGAAGAAGUCGAAGAGCUCAGUGAUGGUUAUGACGACGAAAACAAAGAUGGGAAGAAAUCGCCAUUCGCUACCUCGGAGAUCUAACUCUCAACUUCUUAUACAUUGCGGCGUUUUUAAUUUGAUAACACAACUUAUAAUAUGAACAUUUUAGCAUUUUUUGCAAACGUUUUUGUGUCAAAAACCACUUUAAUUUAUCGGUUUUACGCAUGUUUACUAAAAAACGAUGGAAGCCUACUUUAGUUUCGUUAAUAAUACGACGCACCUCACAUUUCGCAUUAAUAUUUCCGCAUCUAUAACCGUUGAAGGUAUAAUGAAAGCACGUUUUACAAAACUUUUCUGUUUCAUGAUCUGCACGAAGCUGAUCACAUUGAGUUAUUGACUAUAUAGUGGUACCAGGGAACGUGGUUGGGAACCAUGGAGGAGGGAGGCGGGGGAAAUAUCUCGCAUGCACUCCACACCCGAAGACAGACAGAUGUCAAGCUAAACUCUCAACCGCCCUGGGGGCGGUUGUUCAAACCUGGGUUAGCGUUAAACCUGGGUUAAAAUUUAACCUGCUGUUUUAGUUUGUGUAUUUCUGCAAGUCUGUUUAUUUCAAAACUCCAGAGAAGAAAACUCCUAUUGGUCCAAAUUUAUAAACAAGUUUUUGGGAAGUUUGCUUUGAAUUUUAGGUUAACCUAGGGUUAGGCUAACCGGUCCCGGGUAUAUUUGCUCAUUCAGACAUCCUGUACUGAAUAAAAAAGCAUUAACUUAGUAGAUCCGAGUUAAAAUUCAAUUUCAUUCCUGAGAUUCACGAGAUCAUUGACGAUUUCUGUUUGGAAACAAUCACUUGCACUGUAUUUACUUCAAUUGUUUAAUAUAUGUAUGCAUAUGUAUAUAGUAAUGAUUUUCAAUAUAGAUUAAAAGUG